Molecule: messenger RNA, 1310 nt
Organism: Sipha flava (yellow sugarcane aphid)
Lineage: Eukaryota; Metazoa; Arthropoda; Insecta; Hemiptera; Aphididae
Gene: TBCC
Product: tubulin-specific chaperone C
Exons: 2
Coding region: 366-1271 (301 amino acids)
Biological process (GO): post-chaperonin tubulin folding pathway; tubulin complex assembly
Cellular component (GO): cytoplasm
Molecular function (GO): tubulin binding
Source: RefSeq, a predicted model, not a curated record
UAUUUCUAAAAUUGUUGAAGUUUUUUGAUUGCAAUAGUUAUUCAAAUACCAUUUGCCAUCAUUAAUUAUGUUCAGUGUUCAUUUAUCUAAAACUCCAUAAUAUUCACGUUUAAAUUAAUAAUUAGAAACUGAUUACGAUUUUUAUUUAAAUAGAUUCACUGUAUUGUAGUCACAGUUAUGGUACCCAAUAAGAAAACAAUUAAUGCAAUAAAUGUUGGUCUUUUAUUAAUAACAGUUUUUGUUUGGUCAUAUGUUGUUGCUACUGCUCAAUUAAUUUAUGAACGUACAUCAUCUUGUAACUAAUCAAUUACCAGAUCUUCAAUAAAUCAAAAAAGUUCAUUCCAUUUACUUUUUGUAAAUUAAACAUGGAUUCAGUAUCUGUCGAAGAACCGAUUAAUCAAAAAUCUACAUUUGAUUUAUCAUUUAAAACAAAAUUAAAAGAAAUUAAUAAUUUAUUAAUAAAUGUUGAAAAAAAUUCUAAUGAAACCAAACACUUCCAAGAAAUUUUACAAAAAAUUAAUGAGUUACAAGAAUUUGUGAAUGAUUCUAAAACAUUUUUACCAGCCUAUAAUAUGAAAAAAUGUGCAAAUGAAAUCAAAGACAUUACUAAGUGUUAUGAACAAAUGCAUGAAAAAGUUUUACCCAAGAAGAAAUUUACAUUUGGUAAACGACAAACCAAAUCAGUAGUUAAAGCAAAUAUUGAAGAAACAUUUGAACCAAUAAAUAAAUCAAAAGUGUAUAAAGAAGAUUAUGGGUUUAAAAAUCGUUCUAAUGAAACCCUAAAACUUACAGAAGAUCAGACUUAUUCAAAAGACAUAGCUCUAGAUGUAUUAAACAAUUGUAAUGUUUUUAUUUGUGGUACUCCUAGUACUGUUCGUGUGUCUUCAUUAUCAGCAUGUAAAGUAUUUGCAUGUGCAAGUACAUCAAUUUUUGUUGAAAACUGUAAGAACUCAAUUUUUGUAAGUGCAUCUCAACAAUUACGCAUCCAUGAUACUGUUGAAACUGACUUUUAUAUUUAUGUUACUAGUAGUGCUAUAAUAGAAAAUAGCAAGCAAUUGCGAUUUGCUCCUAUUACACUUAACAGUAGUCCUAUAGUAAAAAAAUCUUUUGAAAUGGCUAAUUUUGACGAAUCAACCAAUAAUUGGAAAAUUAUAAAUGAUUUUGAUUGGUUGUCUUCAUAUGAGUCAUCUCCUAAUUGGUGUGAAAUUCCAGAAAAAGAACGAAACCAGCCUUUAGAAGAAAAUAUAAUUGUAGAAAAUGUUACAAUUUAAUUUUAAUAAACUUUCAGAAGUACAUACCAUACUGUUCAA